AUGACAAUUUACGACCCCGCUCCAGGCCCUUCCAGGACUUCUCGGAUCACUCUACCACCAAUGAUGAUGGUACCACAAACCCAUCAUCGCCCACUCAACUACAAUCACGAUAUUUCUCAGUCAUCCUACCUGCGGCAUCCUUACAUCGCACAAGCCGAGUAUGAUUAUGAUUACGAAUUCCCAGCCAACAUGAGCUAUCGACCGGACAAUGACUUCCAACUUCCUCAGGAUACCAGCCACGCGGUCGAAAUGCAAUCUACUCAAAUUAAUCAUGAUGGUAGCGGUCCACUUUCUCUGUCACUACUAGUGGCCGCCGCGCACGCUGCUCAAGCCGACAUCAGCUACGCAAAUUCACCCAUUCACUUCACGUCAAGCUUGCCGCUAUCUUGUGAGCUCAGCACUUCCGGGAACUACUCGCCGGCUGUGACUUCACCGGACGCCCAAGGCAACUGGCCACCCGUUGGCCUUGCCACGAGUGAAUCCGAUCGAUUGGCCCCGUCCCCACCUCAGACUCCUCUUGCUACACCUGAUGUGAUGUAUGACCCUUCUAUGAUGGCCUGUUGCAGAUCCCACAGUGACGGGCCUACCCCUCAUGAAGGCAAGUGGGAUAUGGAUAGGAUUAGUGCAGAACCCUCAUAUAUCCAUAAGCCCCCUUUUCCGCCCCUUUCUCACAUAGACUACUCCAAUCAGACCCUCGUGACGCACCACCAUCAACAUAUCCAUCCAGCGGACUAUCCGGUUCAACAACCACUUCAAAUCACCACAUCACCCCUAGAUAGAGCUGGAAGCAGCGAUCUCACCAGUCGCCCCAUAAUCAAGAGGACAUGCAAAAGGAGAAGGAUCGUAGCUAAGUCUGAAGAGGCAACCGAUUUCGCUGAAGCAUCGCCAGACUCCCAAAACAGUCCGAGGGGUGAAAAGCCAAAACAAGGUCGUAAGAAAAGAAGUGUCGGCUAUGUUAGGCCCAUAAUUAUACAUCGCAAGCGUGUUGGGCAACGAUUGCUGGAUAUGCUCAAAAGCGCCCCUACUCCCUCGAAAGCAUCAUCCAUGGAGAUCAACCGCGCCAGGUGUUUUCCUUUUGCUGACAUGAAGAAUAAGUUGAGGGAAUGCACUAGAAGGAUGCGGUUGGAUGAACUGGAUAGGUUAGAUAAGACACUGGACGGUGGAGAAGUCAGACUGAAAUUAUCGGAGGAGGUCUUGGCAGAAGAGCCACACCGAGCCGGCGAGUUUAGCGUGCCAAGCGCCGGUCAUACGGAGGAGCAAUCUAACUAG
Messenger RNA from Puccinia triticina, 1269 nucleotides. RefSeq lists its product as uncharacterized. The record is from RefSeq and is a predicted model, not a curated record. NCBI's taxonomy places the organism in Eukaryota, Fungi, Basidiomycota, Pucciniomycetes, Pucciniales, Pucciniaceae. The transcript is spliced from 6 exons. The coding region runs from base 1 to 1269 and encodes 422 amino acids.